UAGUUUUAAAUGGCUUUAUGUUUUUCGAAGUAUUCUCCACGAAGCACUUAUUCCACUCGUUUGCUGGCAGAUCCAAAACGGCAUUUUUGAAUGCGUCAAUGCUUCUUCUGGUGACUGGAACCUUUGACCACGCAGUCUGUUUUUAAUUUUCGGGAAGUAAAGAAAUCGUUAGGACUAUAUGGAGGAUGGUCCAAUAACUCCACAUUUU
Molecule: messenger RNA, 208 nt
Organism: Acanthoscelides obtectus
Lineage: Eukaryota; Metazoa; Arthropoda; Insecta; Coleoptera; Chrysomelidae
Source: the annotation of a GenBank genome assembly